Messenger RNA from Rotaria socialis, 465 nucleotides. The record is from the annotation of a GenBank genome assembly. NCBI's taxonomy places the organism in Eukaryota, Metazoa, Rotifera, Eurotatoria, Philodinida, Philodinidae.
AUGGUUUUAGCACCAUGCAUCAUUUCGUUUGCUCUGGGUCUUCUAUGCAUUGAUAUGUUUUGCGAUCAUUACUCCCUUCUGCCGUCACCGCUUAAUUCAUUCCAAUUGAAUACAUGUGUUUCCUAUUAUGAAAAUGCUUUUCAUCAACCAUGGUACACAUCACUGGUUACACUAGUACCGAUGCUCAUAGGUGCAGUGAUCAUGCUUAAAAAUAUGAUGCGAUCAACUUAUGAUAUGCUAAGUGUACCCGUAUUCAUAGCAGUCGUGGGCAUUUUUCUGUUAAGAAUACAAAAAUAUAUUCAAUUAUUAGCAAGUGAUGCUCAAGCGACUAAUGCAACAAAAGAAGGCUAUUUGAAACACAUAGCAUAUGAUCAUUCCAUAAUAGGAGCAUUAUUGAUUUUACUAUUGAUAUUACAAAUAUUAGCAGGAAAAACCGCUAAAGUAUCAACCAAGAAAAAAAUGUAA